GGGAAUAAUAGCGAAACCGUCAGCGCGCUGCCCGUGUGUGACUGCGUGCGUGCGUGUGUGUAAAGUACGCAAGAGAGCUGGCGAGCUGUGCGUGCGGUGUGUGUCGGUCGCGCAUGUACACAUACCACAGUCAGUCGGUUGUUGUUCGGGGUGUCGAGUGUAUGUGCUUGGGCUAGCUGCUGGCCGUGCCGUGUGUGUGGUUUUUCCUCCCGUUCAUCGUGGGCCUCGCGCGUUUCCCCCGAAAAUUGGACAGCCCCCCACCCCCACAGAAGGCACACGGUGUUUUGCGCAAAGAGCGGUGUGUCCCGUGUGUCUGUAAUCGGGUGAGGCUGGCGGUGCAUCCGAUACCGAAAAAGGGAUAAAUGUGAAGCCGAACGAAGAAGGCAAACAUAGCAAAGUGUGGUUGGAAAUUCGGAAUUUCGGAACCAGAAGAAGGCGAGCAAACAAGGCGGCUACAGAACGCAUGACGGUGUAUGUGUGUGAGUUAGCGAAGUUGUGCGGUCACAAAUAAGGCACCUCCGACGGAGUGAAGAAGGUUGGUGGUGGUUGGCGCCCCUGAGAUGGAUACGAGAGUUGAAAACGAAUGAAAAAAAGGCCCCGGUCCCCGGGAUACGACGCGCCACAGUGAAGAAGUAGUGAUCAGCAAAGCAUAUACAGCCAUUUCGGUGCUUGUGUGCGAGAACGUGUGUGCUUUUGUGUGACGAGUAACAACAAAAAGUGAGGUGGAAGAAAAGGAAAUGAGAAAAGAUGGCUCGCCAAAAUAAUUCUACGCGCAGCAGCAGCGUCAUCAUCAGCCGCGAUGCUGUACGAUCGAGCUGAUCGCGCGACGACGACGAUGCCGAUGAGGAUGAGAAUAAGAUGAAAGCCCCAAACGCAGCAACAGCAACCACAACAACAGUACGGUCGUGAGAGAAGAUGAUGGCGCAGAAGCAAAUCAGUCAGUGAGCACUAGCAAGCAAGCGAGCAAGCAAUGAGCAAAGCCAAAGCGACCCCGCUCGACCCAGCGUGAAAGGCGGCGUGGAGCGUGGAAAACCUCAAAUCACUAUAGGAAGUGAGCAAGAGAAGAAGCAAGCGUGCGUGCAUGUGAGAAAGAGAGAGAGAGAGAGAGAGUGAGUGAGAAAGGGUGUGCAAAGAAACGGGGAGGGUGGUGUGUGGAUCCGAAGGGUUGUGCGUGCAUUGUGAGUGUUUUUCUUCUCCACGCUCGUGUUUGUGUGCGUGCAGGGGGGUCUAUGUUUUGUGUCUGAGUGCACCGAGGAGGCAAGUGCGUUCGCCGCCAAGUGCAAAGUGAGAAAAAGGGAAAGGAAAAAUAGGAAAAAAAGGAUGCGAAAAGGAAAAUUUGAUCGCGCAUAAAACGAGAGGAUAGCGCAAAAGAAGAAAAAGAAGGAGCAGAAGGGAAGUAGUAGAUUCGAUCGUAGUGUGAGUAUCUCAGUAGUGAGAUCGGAAUAGUGAGAGCCGCAGCUUCCAUCACAACAACGUGAGUCGAAAGUGAAUCGCAGUGAAGCGCGGGUUUUCACCAUUUGUUUGUAUUGUUGGUGUGUGUGUGUGCGUACGUGCGUUUAGAGGAGGAAAUUGGCGCACAUUGGUGUGCGAGUUGAGUGCGCCGGUGCGUAAGCGCAUGUUGUGCAGUUGCGUUUGGUAGUGCGUGUGUGUGUGUGUGUGUGCGUUAGUGUUUAGCAAACAUGACGGAAUACGUGCCACCACAUCUCAUCUCGGUGCUGAAGACGUACCAGGACAAAGCGCCCCGGAGUCUGCACGGCCCGGGCCUGUCGCUGGUGCAUCCGAGCAAGGCGAGCAGCUCGACGAUCGUUGUUGGACGGGCGGACACGCCAGACCUGCAUGGUUCUGGCGCUUCACAGCAUCUGCCGCUACACCAUCAACACAGUUCACAGCACGGUGGAGAUCAUGGAGCUUCGCGCGGGAGCAGUGACGAAGAUGUCCAGCCAUCAGCGAGACAGCAGACGCCGAUGGGUCCACCGGUCCCAGGCGUACCGAUCAUGACAACACCCGACCCAGACUGCGGUAUCGUGCAGAUGACCGUACUGGAAGGUAAACGCAUCGGGUGCUUUCUGCUCGGGGGCGAAACCCGACUCUGUCUGCCGCAGAUCUUCAACAACAUCCUGAUGGACUUUAGCGUGGAGCAGAUCAAUCGCAGCAUUCAGGAGCUAAUGAUCUACCUGUACAACUGCACCGAUCAGCAGCUGCAGGAGUUCAAGCGCGCCAACAUCAUCCCCGACACGGCCAAGACCUGUGGGCUGAUAACGCGCACCAACGCCGAGAGACUGUGCAGCUCACUGCUCCACCAAGCGCACGAGCUGCGACCCCGGCUGAAGGGUGGCGGUGGUGUGCUGAACGGAUCCUUCCGCGUGUACCAUCGAUGCUUUGGGAAGGGCGAAGGUCUGUUUCUGCCCGAGCUGUACAGCUUCGAGGAACCGACCUGCAUCGAGUGUGCCGAGUGUCGCGGUCUGUUCUCACCGCAAAAGUUCGUGUGCCACCAGCAUGAGCCGCAGGAGAUCCGCACCUGCCACUGGGGAUUCAACUCGAGCAACUGGCGCUCGUACAUCCACGUGGUGGAGAGUGAAAAGAAUCGGGACGAGCAUGCGCAGGUGCUGGAUAAAAUCUGGCAAAAGGAGCGCGAGAUCGAGGAGCUGGAAUGUGGACGGGUCUUCAUGUUUGCGAGACGAAAGGCGGCCUUCGAAGAUGGCAGUCCAAUUGCCAUCAAAGCGGAACCACUGGACAUUCCACUAAAGAAACCAAAGCUUAUGAGCGACGUUGCAUCGCUAUAUCACUGCAGCACCAACAGUAGCAGCAGUAGCAACAAUGGUGGCGGCAGCCGGCAACAACACUACGCGGCCCAACAGCAACUGCUUGUGCAGCAGCAACAGCACCAUCUGCAUCACCACCAGCAACAGCAGCAAACGAGUGCAGCCUUCCGGCCCUGGACUGCCCAGCAGAAGGCACAGAAGUACGCACAGCAACAGCAGCAGGCGCUGCUCCUGCAGCAGAUGGCUCCUUACGCGAACGGUACGACCACCACGAUCGUGAACGGCACGAUUCGGGCAACCUCACCAGGCGGUACCAUUCUCACCCUCAGUCAAGAACCGCCACUGCUGCAAAAUCCCGAAAACGUUGUCCCCAUGUCCGAGACGGACAAGUUCGAGCGGUCCUACCAACCGAACGUGGCGCUUGUGCCACGUAAAACGAUUCUGUGCGGUAAAGAAUCUUCCACCACAGUCACACCUGCGCAGCGACGAGAGUAUGAUGGUAAAGAUCGCUCGGUGAUCAAGUGCGAGGUGGUGCAGAUCAAGCAGGAAAGUCCAUCGACACCUCCGGCAACGUCGGUGUUAGGGUCGGGUGGCAGCUCGGCAGUGGAUGGACCGAUGCGGUCGGUGAUCAAGUGUGAUGUGCAGAUAAAGCAGGAACGUCCCGGCACACCUUUAUCGAUCGGUCGGUCAAGGGGAGAUAGUCGGGGAGACAACAGUCGAUCACCCGGUCCGCCGACACACAUUCCCGUAUCGCCACCGUCACCACCACCACCAGCACCACCUGGGACAUCGCAUCAGCACCAACUGUCACAGGGUGCGAUCGCGAUCAGUACGAUCAUUGCCAAACAACAUCACCCGCAGCAGGUCUCUUCGAUGGCAACGUACGGCGGCGGCGGCGGCGGCGGCAGCAACAGCAACAGCCCCGGUCCAAUCCCGCUGGAUGUGCCACAUUCUGGGUCGUCUGGAUCGAACGAAAUCACCUCGUCGACGUCGCCGCUACCACCGACCUCCAUCGUUAUAAACAUGAACGGUGGGGAAGGUGUUGCGGGUGGAGACGGGGAGGGAGGAAGGGGAGACAAGCCAAAGCUAGUGCUAAUAAAGGAACCGAUCAGUCCUCCGCUGAGCGCCCAUACGCCCACAUCCCGGCGCACUCCUCCCGGCCAUAUGCUUCAACAGCAGCAAGUAGUAGGAGUUGGUGGUGCGGGCCAUCACUCGCAGCAGGUCGUGUCAUCGCCACCACCUUCCCACCAUCAGCCGCUGUAUCUGCACCAUCACCAGGUGUUACAGCAACCGCAGCACCAUCACUUCCGAUCUCAUCAUCCCGGAACGACGGGCCCGGGCACGACGAUCAUCCACCGGAACGGGCUACCGAUCGUGGGCAAUUCGGAGUUUGAACUGUCGACUGACACGGACGACGACAGUCAGGCGGGCGAGCCGGAUAGUAGCAACGUUCCCUCCACGAUGGAGCUGAUCGGCGAGGUGCUGAAGGAGGUGGAGCAGGAAACGAAGAAACAGAUACUGGACAUCUUCAAUGUGCUGCUGCAGGAAAGCCGUGUCGAGCACCAUCGGCUGCAGAUGGAGAUUCGCGCCAAGGACGAACAGGUGAUGGAGAUGCAGCGGCACAACAUGGAGUUGCAGCGACAGGCGGACCACUUCCAGCAACAGAACCAUCACCUGCGGAACGAUCUUGAUCGCGCGCUGCUGAAGAUCGAUUCGCUGCGAGAGCACCAACAUCAACUCUCGCAACACCACCAUCAUCAGCAACAUCAGCAGCACCACAUAAUGGUGCGGGAAACGUUGGGUGGAGUGGGUGAGUCCAGCACGUCCUCGACGCCUCCCUCGCCCUUGUCGCUGGUCAGCAACGGUAGCAACAGCAACCACAGUCAUCAGCUGAUCGAGCGACGGAACAGCUUCCCGGAGAAGUCGGAGAUCAUCAUGAAGCCGCUGAAGAAGCUGUUGCGCCGGAGUCCGGACGAUUCGACGACGGUGCUGAUGCUGGCAUCGCCACCGCCACAAACCACUGGCAGCUUGCCACCGUCACUGCCAGCCUGCCUGUCAAUUACGGCGACCACCGUGUCGAUACCGGCACCGAAAGCGGCCUCCACUCAGCUGUCGGCCCAGGAUGUGGAGCCGCCAGCGCGGGAAGACAUUCGGCGGCAGCACCACAGCUCCUCCUCAUCCACGUCUCCAUCGCCAACGGGGCAGCAAACGGCGGGAGUGUUGCUACAAUCGCCUUCACCCGCUGCUCCACACCAACAACCACCAACAAGUGCCACCAAUGUACCUGUAUCAACGACAACGAUAACGGCAGUGAGUACCGCAGUGAAUGGCAGUAGUAGUGGUCCAGCGCCAGCGACAGGCGCUGCCAGUUCCGUCUCCAACCCAUCAACUCCGUCGGUGGAGAAUGGCCCUUCAUCGGGAUCUCCGAUCGUGGUAGUUAUUCCGGUGAGCAGCAGUGGGCCGCUGCCAAAAGAUGCCGCUUCACCGAGGCCACCGGUUUCGCGGAGUGUGUCGCCUGUCGCUUCGCCACGGUGCGAUCGCGAUGCCAAAGGAUCCCGUUCACCAACAUCAUCUCCCGAAGGGAAGGAUGACCCGGACGAGGAAGAUGAGGACGAGCCGAUGGAAGACGCGACUCGGGAUGCGGGAUCUCCAGCUCCAGCGGCGGAUGCGAAGGCUAAUGCGGAAGAAAAUGGCGGUUCUCAGACGACGAAAGCGUCGAUCAACGUGAAAGCGGCCAUUGGGACGACAACCAUCACUAGCAACAGUGCAUCGUCCGGUGGCAGCAACCAGGAGAACGAUUCGCCGAACCGCUCCAAAGCAGGCAACAACAACAACAACAACAACAACAGUAGCGCCGGUGUGCGGAGUAGCUGUGACAACUGAUAGUUUGUAAUCCGUUGGCGCUGAACCAGCGGGACGACAUUGUGACGCAACCGGCAGAUCGUAUCCUAAUGUGUAGCGCGUGUUAUUAGCACCUUAAAACUGUUAUUUAUCUUUCGUUACCAACCCUGGGUGAAGUGGCCGUACAGGCAGGGCCGUUGCAGGCCGGUUGCGCGAAAGCUUACACACACGCGCGAACACACGUACACAAAGUGAAGCAUUUUCCGUAGGAUCCGUGCGCUCAGCGGAAGCGCAAAGUCGCAUUGCUUCGAGUUUGUCCAAGCCAAAAUCAAAGUGUUGUGUGUUUUAAUUGGUAUUCGUUUCGUUCCCACCUAAAUUAUUUAUGUCUAGCAGCUUAAUGAUAAUGGGGCACGCAGAACAGAACAGCAGGACGGCAGGAUUAGGACGAGCCAGUGCUCGAACGUCGGUAAUCGAUACGCAACUUAAGUUUAGUCACCGUACAACUAAUGAGCGCUCCGGUCACUAAUCGCGCGAAUUACUGUACACGUGCGGCUAGCGUUACCCAGCAAAUCGUAUAUAGUACGCGCAAAUUAGCAGUUCAUCCGGAGCACAAACGGCACGGCGACCUAGAGCCGUUCUCCGCAUCGCAACAUCGAAAACGUGUUAAAUAAUAAUUAUCAAUCGAGGUACUGUUAAAAAAAAAACCCCCGGUUGAUAAAACAAAAAUCCACAAGUUGUGAAAUUAGACACAGCGCACGAUUAACCACUUCUUCCCAUCUGUUCUGUCUGUCUGAUGCGCGCGCGCGCGCCACUGUCCGGGUUAGGUAGAGUAGGGAGUAGACGUGUGCACGUAGGCUUUAGGUUUCGUUUAAUUAACCACUAAGUGGUUUAAAAUAUGCUAGCUAUAUCGAUAGACGACACGAUAACCGAACACCGAAAUCCCGAAACUGACGAGCAGAAGCAAGUGCACAAGCGCAAACGAGCGAUAGCAAUGGAUAAGAAAAGCGAACUAUCUGCUAGUAGCAAGUAAGUGAAACGGUUUAAGAAAAAAGGAUAAAGUCAAAUGAUAACUACUACUACUACUACUACUACUACUACAUUUAAACAUGUGCACAUAAGCAAAGCGAAAAAAAAAGCAAAAAGAGAAGAAGAACAAAAAAAGAAGAAACUAAACAAAGCAGCUUCGUAAAGAGAGGAUAAGCGUAUGGAACACUUCUUAAAGGUUAAGGUAAGAAAAGCAAACUGUUUUUAAAACAAGCGUUUCACGAGUUAAUCCCUAACGAUAAAGCAUGUAUAACAAACAACACACAAAGUACAGUAGUAGUAGCAGGAGAGGAAGAACAAAGAAGGAGCAAAAAAAAAACAUCGGUAAUUGGUAAAAUCGUAAGAAAUAGUUCACACCUAGCGAGAUGGUUCCGUGCAUUACGAACCGGAACCGAACCGGCGUUCAAAUGCCGCAUGUAAAUAGUUUUCCCAUCCAAAAAUGUAAUGUACCCACACACACACACGGACACACGUGACACUGCGUGUUUUCUUGGUGUGCUCCAGUUUAGUUUUUCACCUUCCGUUCGAACGCCCGUAUCGAAGCGAAGCGUCUAGUGCCAGUUAUUAUUAUCGAAUCCCUUCGCUGCUCCUUGUUUUCUUACGACGCAAAAGUCGGCCGAACUUCUUCUGCUCACGAAAUUCGCUAAAUUAUUUUUCUUCUUUACCAAAAGUAGACAAAAACCGGAAAAAGCUGUCUGUCCCAGCGCCUCUGGGAACCACCUCUGGUGAUGAAUUAUCGUAAAACUACUAAUCACUGUGUCACACAGCGCAGUGUCUAUCGAGGACCUCGACACGAAUUGCCGGCGAAUUUUUGGGCAACGUUUCGCGUUACCUUGCUGGUGUAAAAUCACCGCCGGCAAUAGUUUGGUCGUACUGCGGCACUCCUCAACGCCGCCAACGUUGCAAAGCAACGGAGAGCCCACGGUUUUUCCUUUUCGAUGGGGCAUCUCCAUCGACCGGUUUCUGCCAAAUUGCUGCUAUUCUUACUACCCAUCCUUGUCAAUUUAAUUUAUUAAAAUCGACCAACAAAAACAGCCAUAAAAUGUACGUUUACUUGAGUUUGUCCUUAAUGUGUGUUGCUUUCAAAAAGCAUUCAACGCGUCCAUUUGUGGUGUGCUUAGGUAAGGAAGGAUUGUGCAAGUACAAGUUUGGAUCCAAACAAAAAGAAGACAAAAGUCUUGCUUUCGGUUACGUUUUUCCUUUCGUACUACAGCUAAUGCUUCCUGGUUUAUUUUUAUUUCUCUACAUCGGUGUGAGUUGGGAUAAAAUUCCUUCUAGCUUAAAGCUUCCUUCCUUUUUAAUUAUUAUUCUUUUUGUAAAAUACUUUCUUCUUCUCCCAUCCAAAAACAAAAAAACAAGCCGAGGAAGUCGAACCAACGUGGGCGACACUCGACCUUCAAGGAUACGAGGAUAGGACUCGAGUCGAAAUAUAAAUAUAAAAACAAAUACUAUAUAGAAGCAUAGCAUUGCUGCUGUCGAUCUUAAAUGUAAUUUUUUUGUAUAAACAAAAACCACGAGAAUAACUUUAACGAGCAACCAACAAACAUCUGCAGUCCGUUUGCAAGCAAAACCCCCAUGCUGCUUCUACUAGCGUUAAUGAAACUUACUACGACAAGUGAAGUAAACUCAAAAAAACCCAACAAAGAAAAACCGAACAAAGUCGAAAUGUUACUGAGUGAGUGUGUGUGUGUUUGUAUCUCUGUCUCCUUGGCGCUUGUGUGUGUGUGUGUGCGUGCUGACUGUUUUUGUUCUUUGUUUUUGGGGUUUUGUGAUGGUGUAUAUUGAGAAAAUGGCCGUGUUCAGGGUGCAGAAGCAAACAACGAAUGGUAAAGGUGCAUCCAUAGCUGGAGCUACUGCAAUAAAGCUGCGUCGAUCGAAGGAACGGUUCGAUCUGUGCUUUGGGUGGUUCCCCACAUGCCCCACCCGCUUUGACGAGUAACUGCCAGUUUAAAAAGCAACUUAAAAUUUAAAAAACAAAAUGUCUUCAGCUCUGUGUUAAAAAAACGAAAGAGAAACGUGUGCGGGAAAAAAUCACCCUCAGCAGCCCCAGUUUGUCUUGGUCAUAAAACAAGUACCCACAUGUUUAAAACAAUGGCCAAUUUCAAGGCACACCAGAAGAAUCCGUACAUUGUUUUAAACGCGUGGACGUUUGUUUUGAUGGCCCGUUCCGUACGUUCAGCAUUGGUUGUUCUGUGUUGUUUUUGCAACGGAUGAGUCCCAGCGGAUGGGACACAAAGCUUACCUUAAGAUACGGACAGCGAUAGAUUUAGCGAACUUAAAACCCAACUAGCGAAACUGUUUGCCUUAUGGAUGGUCGAAAAACAAAAAAGAUAACCAAUACAAUCAAGAUCGUGGCGGGUCGAUCGUUUUGCUUUACCGCCACGUAGUAACGCCCUUGGGUGUUUGAAUCCGUGGGGGCCGUUUUUGCAUGGAUUUUUCCGUUUCGAAUUGCUGUCUUUGUAUUUGUUUCUAUUUGCUACGUGUUUGAUUGUGUUUUUGGAAACACUGUUAAACUCACACACACACACGCGCACUUUCAAUGGUGGUUUCAUGUUUUUUGGGGACAGAGAACCGUCUGUCUCUAGGCCCGCGUUGCGAACAGCAAAAAGAGACUAACAAGCAAUUUAGUAACGUAAGAUGCAGGGGAAGGGCGCCAAUCGGGACGAAGAGGGAAAGUAGAAAGGACGAUAAAAUCACACAACACACAACUCCUGCUGACACUGAUAGAGAAAAAACAACAUUCAAAACACAUACAACAAACAUGCAAACACUUACGUAGGGGAGAAUAGGUGAAAAGGAAAGAAAAGAAAAAAUACAACAUAUAACAAUACAAUAAAUAAAUAUACAUAGUUAUAUAUACAUGUACGAUUCACUAUCGUCAAGAUUCACUUUCUAGACUCCUGAUUGCGAAACGAAGUACAAAUUAGAAUGUAUGCUUUAAAAACACACACUCAUAGGGGAAAAGCGAGAACAAAAAGAGGGAGGACGAGGGAAACAAAUCUAAAUAAUAAAAAUAACUGCAUAAAUAAAAUCUUUCAAAACUACCUACUCAAGCACACAAUAAUAAAUGCUACUAAUGAUACUUACAAAGCAAAAACGAAUUCGCCGAUAGAGCCAAUACACCGGAUCGAAAUGCAAUGCCGUUUACCGUUCGAACGCUUUCCGUGGUGUUGUUUUCUUGUCGCAGUUUUUCCGAACUACUUAUUUGAAUGUUUCAUGUGCCAAUUGGAUUGAUUUCGCGUGUUACCGAACUACCGAGCGUUCUUUUAAACUGUUACGAAUGUGGUGCAUUCCCUGCCCUUUUUUUCUUUGAGGUUCAGAAAAAACAGAAAAAAAUAUCUGAAUAUAGAAAAAAAAAGUAAACCCAGUUAUAAAAGUCCUCUCGUUUUUAAGAAGAAAAAUCACAAUUAUGCAUUGCGCCAAACAAUAAACAGAGGAGAAUAGUAAAAGAGGAUAAAAUCAAAACGAACGGUUUAAAAACAAAACAAAAAAAAGCGUAACAAGAUAACAUCAAAUACAAAAACAUAAAGAAAAAAGAAAAACAAACACACACACAUACAAACACAAAAACUGCACCGUUCAAACCUUAGCCAUAACUAUUUUUCUACACUUAAACAAAUACGUCACAAAAGCGAAGAAAAUAUGUGGGAAAUAUAUAAAAAAAAGAAUGGAACAAGAGAGAGCGGUAAAAUAGCAGAAAAAAGCGGUUCAUUAAUCGUACACGAAUUUAAUAGUCAAAUGUGCAUUGUACGUGCGUUAGUGCUGCAAAACUGGCUUUGCAAAUCUGUAUAAUUCAGCAGCAGAGGAAGAUGGCUAACAAAAGCUACACAAAACCAACACUCUGAACACAAAACAUAUAUAUAAAAAUUAGCUAUUUUUUGGGAUCUUUUCUUGAAUGGUUCCAUCCCGACUGGGGCUUUUCUUUCUUGUGUACAGCUCCCGUAGGAUUUUCCCAAUUUAAAUAUUGUGCGCUUUGGGUUUCCUUCUUCCUAGGAAGAAGGAACAAAAAUAGUAGAUCUCUUCGUUUUAUGCACUUGUUGUUGCAGAUACAAAAACUUGUAGCAAAUACACACGGACACACACGGAGCAGGAUCGUAACAGUUUGCGAGAAUCGUAUUCAUAAUUAGCCAAAAGUAGCAAAACAAACUGAAAGUUCUGAAGUAACAAAAACUACCAUUACGAAACACUUACACAGAGCAGCGAGAACGACAAAAAAACCUGUAAAAAUAGUGAAACAUGUAUUGACGCUGCAGCAAACAGUAAUCGGUCUCCGCGAGCAAGUAAGAACACUAUUCAAAUUCACACGUACGUAGCAAAACAUAGAGACGAAGAAACAGAACAAAAAGGUAGGCAGUAAAAAGAAUCAAACUUAACGUGGAAACCAAAAAUUGAUCGGCAUUGUACAAAACCAGAGCAAAACACGACAGAAGAUAAGCCGAGGUGCGACUGAGAGUAAUAAUCGACACGCGAAAAAGCAGAAGAAAACAUUCAAAUCGAAGCAAAAACACACGCAUGCAAGCCGAUAAGUUAAGAAAAGUUGCCGUUUUUCGUUUUAAUUUUGGCUGUGCCUUUUUUUUGGUUUGAGAAGAAAACGAAUUAUUAGUCGAUUUUUGUUAAAUGCCGAAUACAACCGCAGCAGAAGCACCGUCAGCUCGGGUCGGUUCCUCAAACUCCUUUUCGAAGCUUUUGGAGGUUUUGGGACACGUUUUUUCUCUCUUUUGCAUUGCGAGACGUAUUCACUAUAUUAGCGAUCGAUCGGACGCAAUCGGAUGAUAAACGAUUUAGCUGUACGUACUAUUAUUACCUUACUACUACGGCUUUCUGUACAAAUGGCUUCAUGUAUAUAUUUUGUUCUUUUUAAGCUGUCUUAACUCCUUGCGUGUUGGAUAGGCACCCUCGUAAGCGUAAGAUCGUCCCUGUCGUGUUGCUUCGUGAUGACAGAAGUGCGUCUAAUGAUUAAGUGAAUCGCGAAAAAAAAAAGCCAAACAACACACACCCACACGCGUACGCUCUUUUAAAGCGUUGUGGUCUACGUUACUUUUAAUAAGCGCUUAUUAAGCUUCUUCUGCUCGGUUUCGUUUUCCCACAAUAAAAGAAACCCAUACACACUCCCUCUCACUCUCCCGUCUAUAAGUACGGAUUUAGGGGCCGAAAGGAGUCGAAAAGUAGGUAAGCCAGUGCACAAAAAAAAAGAACAAAAAGAAAAGCCCCGAUUUGCCUGCCGCGCACUGUUUACAAAAAAAAAACGCUUCUUUCCGGUGAAAGGGAAAUGGGAUUAUUUAUUUCUAAACAUUUGAGUUUGUGUAUAGAUUUGCCAUUUACAUGUUAUUUAGUAGCUACGGUUAUACUUUAACAUAUAGAGAGAACUGAAAGUCACAAAGCAAGUAUAUGUGAGCGAUGAGCUGAGAUGGAGGUAGAGACCGAGCUCUGAUGAAGGUGUGAGUGCAUGUGUGAGAGUAAGGCUGAUGAUGUCCUGAUUGAUCGAUACCCGAAGCGUGCGCCAUUUUGUUUCGUAGAAUUCCGCAACAAAAAAAAAAAAAGAUGGCCAAAGGGAAAUCGGCGUCGAGCGCAGGAAAAUCAGUCUCUCAAACUAUCGCACUACAGAAAUACCGUACAAUGUUAGCGAAUGCAAAAAAAAAACAAACAAUUAGAAGAAAAAACACCCACACACAAACACAAAUAGGUGUAAGCUUUCAAGAGGAAAAAAGGGGGGCGAACAAAAAGAGAGAAGAAAAUAGAAAAUUCUUUAAAACAAAGUCAAACACUGAAAAAUAACUGUAGUUUUGCAAUCUGAUACAUAAUAGUGGCAAAAGAAACGAAAAGAAAAACACAAACUCACAACAAAAUAAGGAAAAGCGACAAAUGUGCUUACACAUACACACCCGGAAACACGUUAUAUCUGUAGUUGACAAACAAAUAGGAACAAAGAAGAAGCAACACACACACACGUCUGUUUCAUCUUCUACAAAAUAAAAUAAAGAGUAAAAACGAUUAAAAACUAAAUCAACCUCUACAUGCGCAAAACCGUAUAAUCAUAUAGCAAAACAAACAGAAGACGAAAAACGAAACACUGUAAAAAAGAUUGUUUAAGGACACUGAAGUUAUGUAGCUUAAUCGAACCACGCCAUCACGUGUGUGUGUGUGCGCUUGUGAAACAGUAAAACAAUUCGUGAACAUAGAAGAACAACAAAACAGCACGUGCAAAGGAAAUAGAUAAAAGAAUAAGAUAGGAAAAAACGGAGAGAAAGAGAGAGAAAAAACGAUAACACUCACAAUAGCUGCAAGCAAUAAAAUGAACAAAAGGAGAGGGGAAAACUCGCGAGAUAAACACAGACACACACAUACAACAUACAGCAAAAAUUGCAUUCGCAAAACAUUUAACCACAAGAGAGAUGGAGGGGGAUGGAGAAAACAAGAGGAGAAACAAAGAAAAGAGGAUCGAUGGUGCACAUAUGCUGCAGGACGAUGAAAAGAGAAGAAAGCAAGCGCAAGCGACCGAACAUGGCCCCUGCUGGCUUACAAAAA
Anopheles stephensi (Asian malaria mosquito) is the source of this 13172-nucleotide messenger RNA. RefSeq lists its product as uncharacterized. Gene Ontology annotation, cellular component: nucleus. The record is from RefSeq and is a predicted model, not a curated record. Gene Ontology annotation, biological process: negative regulation of BMP signaling pathway. Bases 1680 to 5645 code for a protein of 1321 amino acids. Lineage: Eukaryota; Metazoa; Arthropoda; Insecta; Diptera; Culicidae. Gene Ontology annotation, molecular function: DNA-binding transcription factor activity, RNA polymerase II-specific; SMAD binding; RNA polymerase II cis-regulatory region sequence-specific DNA binding. The transcript has 3 exons.